AUGAGCGGCAAAAUAAUAACUAAAAUCAAGAAAUACAAAAGGGAGGAAAAUAGUUUUUAUCACGACGACGAAAUAUAUAUUUCCGGUAAUAUCGAAGGUCUUAUUAAAAUGGAAGUAUUAGAAUUUAAUUAUUUAGGGGCGAAUAUAUCAAGUUUGGGACAGCCCAAUUACGAAAAUGGAGUAUUAAAAAUAUUUGAACCGAUAAUAAGUAAGUUUACUGAUAAUCAUGAGGUUUCAUUCGCAGUUAAAAAAAGAAAAAAAAUGAUACUUGUCGAAACGAUUUCUUCAUUCGGAACUACUUCUGAAACAUUUGAAAAAAGAAUAGAAAUCGAACCACUUGAUAAUUUACUUGCCGGAAUAGAAGAUAAGGUUAUUCCUUGUUUUUCGCCUUCGAUCAAGGUUAUUGCUUUUCGUUUCAACCGACCAACUGAGAUAUAUGGCUCGGGACCUAGUGCCCAUGAAACCAAUCGAGAGAUUAAACAAUUUGAAAAUAAAUUGAGAGUUGAGAAAGGCGGAAUAAUAAGUUUUAAAUUAGAUUUGAUUGAAUUCGGUUCCACUUCGGGUGAAAUUGUUGUCACUCUUAAUACCUUAAAUGAUUUAACUGUGACUUCGGUUGACAAAAAGGCCAUUACCGAAAUCCAAAAUGCUCUGAACCAAAAUCCACCAAUAACUAAUGCUGAAUUAGAAACCGCUAACCAAGACUGGCAAAAUGAAAUCCAAAAUGCUUCUGAGCCGAAUUUAAUUAAUAAUAUUAAAAAUCGUGUUUUAUCAGAUAUCACCGCCAAACGAAAUGCUAAAAAUAGUGGUGGAGGUGGUGAUGUUAUUGAGGCUUAUCGAAAUUUAGCUAUCGGUGCCAUUAAUACUGAAUUACAAAAAGACCCAGUAGUCAAAACCACCGAAUUAGAAACUGACCGAGUAUUAGACGAUAUAAAGAACAAACGAGGCCACAAAAGCGAAGAAAAAAAGGUUUUAGAACUUCUUUCCCAAGCCAAAACUCAAAAUAUUUACUCUGAAUUAGCCCAAACCAUUAAGGAGUUAAAAAAAUAUUUUUCUACUAAAACUUAUCAAGAAAAUCAAACUGAAAUAGAACAACAAGAAGCGAAAUUAAGCCGACUGGACCCAGACAAAUACAAAAGGGAGAUUGAAAACGAUUUGAACGAGCAAAUAAGAAAUAAUGGUUUGGAAAGCCAAGAAAUAGAAGCAGAAACCACAAAAGCCAUUCAAGAGGCAAUCCAAGACCCUACUCCUAGUAAAAAGAAAGUUGCUGAAAAAACCAUUGCCCAAAAUGGGGCUAAUGUAGAGUUAAAAAAACUACUUUCAAGUGCCAAGACAGCAAAAACCGAGUCAGAGAAAAAAGUAAUGAUAAGCAAGAUUUUAAAUUAUCCUAGCAAAAAUUCUUAUUGUGAAGAGAGUUAUCGGAAAUUGAAAGCGGAAGUAGAUAAAGUUUUGGCUCAACUUCAAGGUAAAAAUCUUGAAGGCGGAAAUUCGCAAAAUUCUUCUCUCUUUCUCAAAGUAGUUUUGCCGUUAGUUUUAGUUGGUUUCGGAGCCGUGAUAAUUGGAUUAUUUGGGUUAUUGUUUUGUGGUAUUCUUGGCGGUCCUCUUCUAUCCGGUUCAUCUCUAUCAUUAUUAUUUCCAUUGCCAUUUUUCUUAAUUCUUGCUUCUUCAAUCGCAUCAAGCAUUUGGUUUUUAAAGUUUUCUAGUUCACUUUCAGAGUUUAAACUAACUAACUUUUCGGCUCAUAAAUUAUGGGGAGACCAAAGAGAGGAGCCUAGGUCUGAACUUAAUAAUUUUGAGGAUUUUAGUUUGGCAAGGAUCUCGUUGCCAAUUACGAUUCUAAGUUCAACAAUAGCAUUUUUAUCGUUAUAA
This is a messenger RNA of Funneliformis geosporum, 1866 nucleotides long. NCBI's taxonomy places the organism in Eukaryota, Fungi, Glomeromycota, Glomeromycetes, Glomerales, Glomeraceae. The record is from the annotation of a GenBank genome assembly.